Molecule: messenger RNA, 1843 nt
Organism: Carica papaya (papaya)
Lineage: Eukaryota; Viridiplantae; Streptophyta; Magnoliopsida; Brassicales; Caricaceae
Product: Transducin/WD40 repeat-like superfamily protein
Cellular component (GO): cytoplasm; Cul4-RING E3 ubiquitin ligase complex
Molecular function (GO): protein binding
Source: RefSeq, a predicted model, not a curated record
AUAAUCAGUAUCAAUCAGAUCACAAAUAUUCUCUCUAACCUCAUACGUAGGUUUGCUGAUAAAACUGCUGCAAGACGGCAAACUCAAGUGGUAGCACGCGUCCAUCCGAACGAGUACCGGAGGCGGCCAACAAUCAAAUCAAGUAAUGGUAUCAAGAGUCAUACUACGAAAAACUUGUCAAUCAUCUGUUCUUUUCUUUCGCUACGGUCUCUGUAAACCUGCAGGCUGCAGUAUUCACAUUAAUAAACCGGCUAAGAAGCGAAAUUCGGCUACAUGGAGAAGCGAAGGAAGGAAAUCGGAGAUGGGUUUACCGAGAUUUGCAAGCGGGAGAUGGGUCUUUCUCAGCCCCGAACUUUUGCUCGCCGAUUCUCCUCUCUAGAGGUAUUAGCGGCACAAAUCAAUAUUUAUAGGAAGUUAAAUGGCCAUGAGGGCUGUGUAAAUGCGGUGGAGUUCAAUCCUGCUGGUGAUCUUCUGGUUUCUGGUUCUGACGAUAGACAAGUUAAACUUUGGGAUUGGGAAGCUAAAAGUAUAUUAUUAUCAUAUUCUUCUGGCCACUUUGACAAUUUAUUUCAAACCCGGUUCAUGCCAUUCUCUGAUGAUCGUAGAAUAAUUACUUCCUCUGCCGAUGGACAGGUGAGGCUUGGUGAGAUCUUAGAAAGUGGGAGAGUUGAGACAAGAAGAUUGGGAAAGCACCAAGGUGCUGUAUACAAGCUUGCUGUAGAGCCUGGAAGUCCCCACAUAGUUUACAGCUGUGGUGAAGAUGGUUUUGUUCAGCAUUUUGAUCUACGAACUAGUUCAGCUACGAGACUUCUGUAUUGCUCCUCAUUAGCAGGAAACAGUAAGCAGCCAACAAAGAGCAUAAGAUUGAAUACCAUAGUAAUUGACCCAAGAAAUCCAAAUCAAUUCGCUGUUGGAGGUUCUGAUGAGUAUGCACGAGUUUACGACAUCAGAAGAUGCCAAUGGGAUGCAUGUAGUAGUUCUGAUGAGCCCAUGACCACAUUUUGUCCCAGGCACCUGAUUGAGACUAACAAUGUUCACGUCACCGGAAUGGCUUACUCUAACACAAGUGAACUACUUGUCUCUUAUAAUGAUGAACUCAUCUAUUUGUUUGAAAAGAACAUGGGUUUGGGUCCUUCGCCAUUGUCAAUCAAUGCUGAAGUAUUGCAGAGAACUGAACAGCCUCGCGUUUAUGUGGGUCACAGAAAUUCACAGACGGUUAAAGGAGUGAGUUUCUUUGGCCCUGGUGAUGAAUAUGUCUUGAGCGGGUCUGAUUGUGGCCAUAUAUUUAUUUGGAAGAAGAAGGGAGGUAAUCUUGUUCGGUUAAUGGUAGGUGAUCGGCAUAUAGUGAAUCAGCUGGAGCCGCAUCCACAUAUACCCGUUUUCGCCACUUGUGGAAUUGAAAAGAAUGUAAAGGUCUGGGCUCCUAUGCCAACGGACUUUCCUCCACUGCCUUACAAUAUAAACAAGAUCAUGGAGGCUAAUAGGCAAGGGAGAGAAGACCAUUCACAGGUAACACUAACACCUGAUGUUGUCAUGCACGUCCUCCGGUUGCAGAGGCGACAAAGAUUAGCAUUCAUCGAAAGGAGUUACAGUGUCGGAACAGACGAAGGAGACGACGAAGAUGAAGAUUACGUUCUCGGUUUAGGUUUAUCUGAUGGUUAUGUAUCCUCUGAAGAGGGUUCAACAGCAGAUUACAGUGAAUGCAUCAUCAGCUAGAGUGAAACUUUGUUGAAUUGAUGCACAGGGUAACUAACAUGUAUAUAGUUUUACUUCUCGCUUAAAUAUCUACUAGUAAACAACUGGAUCAUUAUCCGUCGCUUUUAUUCUUGUACAGAAUCUUUAA